This is a messenger RNA of Chelonia mydas (Green sea turtle), 4531 nucleotides long. RefSeq names its product regucalcin. The record is from RefSeq and is a predicted model, not a curated record. NCBI's taxonomy places the organism in Eukaryota, Metazoa, Chordata, Testudines, Cheloniidae. Gene Ontology annotation, biological process: L-ascorbic acid biosynthetic process. Gene Ontology annotation, molecular function: enzyme regulator activity; calcium ion binding; gluconolactonase activity. Bases 1491 to 2390 code for a protein of 299 amino acids. The transcript is spliced from 8 exons.
CUGGAUAUAUAAAUAUAAAUCAGCAAAUUGAAGGUGGCAGAGAAUUUUCUUUUCCAACACAAAAAAGAAAACAUGUACAAUCAGGCAUGGAUAGAACUCGGGAAGUUGAAUGGUGUGAGUGAUUUAGAAAGUCUCUCUACUGGUUUCAUGUGGCUAGUAGGAAAGUAGUCAAAGAAGCUAACAGACUGGAGAACAUGAAAGCAUCAGCAAGUAUAUUUCCCCUCCUCCCAUGCGACAAUAUGCAAAUAUUUAGCGUGUAAAUGAAAACAAAAUAAAAACCCACUUACUCCUUGGCAAACCUACCUCUUUGUGUUGUUCAAAGGCAGACAUUGUGGACGUGAGUAUUUUACUAACAUACCUUUUAUAGCACAGUAACACUUUGGUGCAGAGUCUGCUGUUGAUCCACAUUUUGGGUGAUACAAGUAACCCUUACUUCUCUUGAGUCUCAUUCACACCUCUCUUUGCUCUAUAGACUGCAGGUCAGUCUAGAGCACUUCAUGCGUAUUCUUGAAGAGAAACAGGAAACUGUGCCAAAUCAUUUCUUCAUCCCGUUGUACUUCUGCUGUCAGAUCACUUCUUCUGUGGCAGAACCUGCAGCGGGAGGGUCUAGCAGCGAAGGGAAGUUCAGUGAGUUAAUAGUUGUAGUCUUAUUAAAGUUAUAUUGUCUAUUAGAAAUAACCAUGUAUCAUGGUUUCCAUACCAGUGGAUCUACUAUUGUCUUUUGUUUCUCUCAACAGUAUCUUUGAGUGUAAAUUUAGUAAAUACAUACACAAACUAAACACACAUUUUACCACCCUAUAUUAUCAUAUGGAUACAGGGCAAUUGAAAUUACAUGUAUGCUGAUUUUUAAAAAUAAAUAAUCCAAAAAUACAUUCCAAGUGUGAUGGGUUUAGCAUACCCAUUGACUUGACUGUGCACUGUUGCUCUUGGUAGUCCAGUGUACAAAGGGUAAAAUCCUUAUUGCUAUUUUCAGCUAAUGGAGCUACUCAUUUUAGCUCAAGUAACGAGGACUUUUGUUUCUGAAACCAGAAGUCCUAGGAUCUAUUCCUAAUGCUGCCACCUUUAGAUGGUAACUGUUGGCACAGUUCAGGGCAACUGCACCUGUAUUCCCCCUCUGUGGUCUGCCAAAGGCACCCACUCCAGGCUCCCGGCUCUUCAGCUGUCACAUCUCUCUCCUUUCUUAUUGGGGUUUUUCGAGCAGUCACCUCCCCCUGACGUUUCCUACCCUGCUGCCAUUUAUCCAGUUUAGUGGAAUUUUUUCACUUUUGUUUUAAUGCAUUUGUUUGUUUAUGUUGCUAUAUCCUGAACAGAGACUUACUUGCAUUGAUUUCAGGUAGGGUUGGGCAAGAAUUCAACAACAGGAAAAGCCAUAUCAGGAGGAGCAGCUGCUCUGCCCUGAAGGUUUUUUCACUCGUGAUCUAAAUCUAUAGUCACAUAACAAUAGGACAAGAAGCAAAUUAACUGAAGAUAAAGACAGAAAAGUUGAGGCCAUGUCUUCUAUUAAGAUUGAGUCUGUUGUGAAGGAGAAGAACAGGAUGGGAGAGUGCCCAGUAUGGGAAGAAAGAGAAAAUGCACUUGUAUAUGUGGAUAUUAAUUCACAGAAAGUUUGCCGCUGGAACUCAGUCACCAAUGAAGUGCACAGUGUGUCUGUGGAUGCUCGUGUUGGCUCAGUGGCCCUUCGGAAGUGCGGGGGUUAUGUCAUUGCCUUGGGAACCAGAUUUGCCUUUUUAAACUGGGAAACGGAGUCAGUAACCACUAUUGCUGAACUUGAACAGGAUAAACCAAACAACAGGUUUAAUGAUGGGAAAGUGGAUCCAAAGGGGAGAUUUUUUGCUGGUACCAUGGCUGAGGAGACAGAACCUGGUGUGCGAGCGAGAUGCCAAGGUGCCCUCUACACACUCUUUUCUGAUUAUUCUGUAGUGAAGCAGUUAGACCAGGUGAACAUUUCUAAUGGAUUGGAUUGGUCACUGGAUCACAGAACCUUCUUUCAUAUUGAUAGCCUGGCGUAUGCUGUCCAUGCCUUUGACUAUGAUGUGCACACCGGAAAAAUCGCCUGCGGUAAAGUUUUGUACCAAUUAGAAAAGGAGGAACAAAUGCCUGAUGGAAUGUGUAUUGAUGCAGAAGGGAAACUUUGGGUGGCCUGUAUUGAUGGAGGGAGAGUGAUCCGUAUAGAUCCUGAGACAGGGAAAAGAAUCCAGACUGUGAAGCUGCCUGCUUCAAGGAUCACCUCCUGCUGCUUUGGUGGAAAAGAUUAUUCAGAAAUGUAUGUGACUUCCGCCUAUGAUGGGCUAGACAAGGCAUCUUUAGCAAAGGAACCUCGAGCAGGAGAGAUUUUCAAGAUAACGGGCUUGGGUGUGAAAGGAAUCCCACAAUAUUCAUAUGUUGCUUAAAUAUUAACAUUUUAUAGCACACAAAAUAAAUGCAUAGCCCAUGCAGGAGCUGUUUUGAACAGGAACUGUUCAUUGAAUUGCAAAACUAUCUAUCUGAAGAUUUUUCUAUGCACCUUUUGGAACUUAGAACUAAAUUUUUCUUCUCCAUGUUUGGCUCUACAGCAUGCUACCAGAGUGGAAUUUUAGCAGACGCAGAUAAUGAGGUAACACUAGAAGUGAAAACAGAUUUUCAGAAUGCGUAGGCCUGUAACAUUUCUUAUGCUCUUGCAUAAGCCUUCUUUAUUAUUUACUCCAGCAUUCCUAGUUUUAAAAAAAUUCUUAUGGCCAGUUCUGCCCUGACCUACUUAUGUAGUUCUGAAGACAGAAUUUGAUUUAUGUUUUCAUGUUACAAUGAUGUAACUGUGAUGAGAUAUGCUCUGAUUUAUGUUACUUUUUCAAAUAUGUUGACUUGAAUCUGACGGUGGUUCUGCUUUUGGAUUUCCCAUAAGAGUGUUUUUGGCAGUCCUACUUCUCCAUUUUGCGUUAUUUAUUUUGCCCCACUGAACCUUUCGUCCUUUCACUGUCUUUAUUUCUGUCUUGUCUUUUUAGUUGAGGCCAAAUUCUGUGCAGUUGAAAAUAAACUGUGAUCGUGUUACAAAGUGCAUUUUGAAAAAGUUCUUUUGAAACAAAAAUUAUCCUGAGAACGCUGUAUGAAUGUGAACACACAGAGUCAGCAUACACUCAGGCCUUGUGAGAUACAGGCUUACCUUAUUAUAUUGCUGACUGAUGCUCUAUAUAAUCUCUCUGGUAGAGAGAGAGAGGGAAGGAGGAUGGAUGGCCACAGACAGACACACACACACUUCAUUGCUUUUGUUAUACCUUCUUUCCCUCCCUUCGCUCCUGUGGCAGACGUGGCACCUCUUUUCCUCCACUGCUUAGUGUCUGUUCCUUCUCCCCCAUGUUCUUUCUUUCUCUUGUGCCAUAUUCUCUUCCUCUCUCCUUCCCUCUCUCCAUUCCACUAAUGUCGCUCUUUUACAAUUCCCGUCUCUCUUUAAAAGGAUCCUCAUCGCAUUGUAUAUCGAGUUUGAAGUUCUUGUCCUUGUCUACAAGGCUCUAUAUCUCUGCCCAGGUCUCUCACUGCACUACCCCAGCCUCUUCCCUCUCCUAAAAUUGACUGCUUUCUCCCUGUUUCUCCCACACAAACAUCACAGUGCCUUAUUCCAUGCCACCACCUAUGCCUGGAAUGCUCUCCCAGUAUCUGACCUCAUUAAAAUCCCUCCUAAAAUCUUGCCCCUGCCACAAGGCAUAAGGACAAAGGAGGAGAGAAGAAUAAUUGUUUGUAGGAAGUGUGCUUCAAGUACCUGAGUCAUGGCAUAAUCUUAUUUAUUUAAUGCUGUCCAACUGGCUCCUAGCCCACCGUUUGUUCUCACCCUCACUUAAUUGUAGGUUGUAAGAUCCUUGAGACAAGAACCUUGUUUAAUUAAAUGUCUCUGUGAGGAACCUAUUAUGUAACUGGGCACCAUACAAAGAAUAAUAACAUACCCUCAGUCUGUCCCUCAGACUGCUACUCAUCACAGAAAGGAAGGUGGGAGACUUGGAAACUCAGCACUAGGAGUCUUGGGAGUCAGGGUGGGAACAGAGAUGGGUCUCUUCUAUAUUGGAAAUCCAUAGCAAUACUUUCUGGGUCAGAUUUUUUUCUCUUCUUCCCCUGGAUGAGAGGGACUUCUGGAUUCUUCACUCUAUCCCCAGUGGUGGCCGUCAAGAGCCAGGGAUGAUCGAGUGAGCAGUGGACUUCUCUUUCUAUGCAGGCAAAGGCUCAGCCCUCAGCCUGCCUGCAGUGAGCAGGGGGUGCGUGCAGCAGCAGCAUGAGGAAGCAGCAUGCCUCUUCUUUCUAGCAUGUGCUUCCAUUGCCGGGAUUGCGAAGGGACGGAAUGGGGAACUAGUGCACUUUCAAUCAGACAUCUGAAGAAAAUCAGUCAGCUCACCAGCCUGGCUGCCUGGUGUCCCGGCAUGGGCUUGGGUGAAUUAUAAACACUUGAUUGUGCUAUUGUAUCACUUUUCCAUUCCCAAAUGUGCAUCAAAAUGUCAUGUAUAAUCAUUCAUUAUACAGGGCACAGAUAUUGAAGUGAUGUUUAAAGUCUGAUAUAAAAAUAAAGCGCUCU